This is a messenger RNA of Dendroctonus ponderosae (mountain pine beetle), 5224 nucleotides long. RefSeq names its product eukaryotic translation initiation factor 3 subunit A (gene eIF3a). Gene Ontology annotation, cellular component: eukaryotic translation initiation factor 3 complex, eIF3m; multi-eIF complex; eukaryotic translation initiation factor 3 complex, eIF3e. The record is from RefSeq and is a predicted model, not a curated record. Gene Ontology annotation, molecular function: mRNA binding; translation initiation factor activity. Lineage: Eukaryota; Metazoa; Arthropoda; Insecta; Coleoptera; Curculionidae. Gene Ontology annotation, biological process: formation of cytoplasmic translation initiation complex; translation reinitiation.
GACAUUUACAGUGUCAUUUGUCAGUCAGCUUAUCAUUUGUCGCUACACGCUAAUUGCAAAAGUUGUUUGUGCCUUGUGUGCAGGUGGUGUGCAAAUUUUCAGGAAAUAUUCUGCUGUGCCGGUGCAUCUUUGUGUGCAAUUGCAUUCUUUUGUGUUUUCUCUUUGAUGUAAAUUGCAGGUCUUCGAAUUAAGUGAGAAAUGGCUCGAUACGGGCAACGACCGGAAAAUGCAUUAAAACGUGCCAACGAAUUCAUCGAGGUUGGUAAACCAGCUAGAGCCCUAGAUACUUUGCAGGAAGUAUUUAGGAAUAAAAAAUGGGCGUACAACUGGUCGGAAUCGGUGUUGGAACCCAUUAUGUUCAAAUACUUGGAUCUCUGUGUAGAGUUGAAAAAGUCCCACAUAGCAAAAGAGGGGUUGUUCCAGUACCGAAACAUGUUCCAGUCGGUCAAUGUUGGGUCACUGGAAAACGUUAUUCGAGGGUAUCUAAGAAUGGCGGAGGAGAAGACUGAGAACGCCAGAGAGCAGUCUGCUCAAGCCGUUAUUGAUAUUGACGAUCUGGAUAAUCUAGCAACUCCAGAAAGUUUACUGUUAAGUGCAGUUUCGGGAGAAGAUGCUCAAGAUCGAUCUGAUCGUACCAUUUUAACUCCAUGGGUCAAAUUCCUAUGGGAGUCUUACUGCCAAUGUUUAGAACUGCUAAGAACCAAUGCCCAUGUGGAAAAUCUUUACCACGAUAUUGCCAGAAUGGCUUUUCAAUUCUGCCUGAAAUACAACAGAAAAACGGAAUUUAGGAAGCUGUGCGACAAGCUCAGAAAGCAUUUGGAGGAUAUUUGCAAAUUGCCAACCCAAGUAGCUAAUGUUUCCAUGUCCAAACCGGAAACCCAGCAAUUGAAUCUGGAGACUAGAUUGCACCAAUUGGAUUUUGCCAUCCAAAUGGAAUUAUGGCAGGAGGCCUACAAAGCCAUCGAAGACAUCAACAAUUUGAUGAACUUGUCAAAGAAAAUGCCGGUACCAAAAACAAUGGCGAAUUAUUAUCAGAAACUUGCCAUGGUUUUCUGGAAAGCUGGAAACUACCUGUUUCAUGCCGCUGCCCUUUUCAAGCUUCUACAACUGAGCAAGGAAAUGAAGAAGAACAUCACCCAAGAAGAAUUACAAAAAAUGGCUUGCAGGGUGUUAAUUGCUACUCUGGCUAUUCCACUGCCAUCUGCCCAUCCGGAGUUCGACAGGUUUAUUGAAACUGAUAAAUCUCCUUUGGAGAAAGCGCAGAGAUUAGCAGUUCUGCUGGGAUUAAUGCAGCCCCCUUCUAGGGCCAGUCUGUUAAAAGACUUGGUUCGGGUGAAUGUCGUCAAUCUUGCCACCCCUCAACUCCAAGAAGUAUAUCGUUGGUUGGAAGUCGACUUUGAUCCUUUGAACUUAUGUUCGCAUAUGAACACCAUUAUGGAGCAAUUACGAGCAGAGGAGAGUGGAGCAGCAUUACAGCAGUAUAUCAGCGCCUUACAAGACGUGACUUUAGUACGGCUGGUACGCCAGGUAGCACAAGUGUAUCAAACAAUUGAAUUUGCUAGAUUGAUAGAAUUGGCUAAAUUUACCACCAUUUUUCACAUGGAAAGAUUGCUUGUGGAUUGUGUAAGGCAUAAUGAUAUGCAGAUUCGCAUUGAUCAUGGAAAGCAGUGCAUCCACUUCGGUAUUGACCUUAGUGAGAGUCAACGAGAAGACAAACCCGAAGGUCCAACUUUACAAGUGAUGCCGAGUGAACAAGUGCGCAAUCAACUUGUUAAUAUGUCUAAUGUUUUGAUUCAAUCAGCCGCUAUUAUAAAUCCCAACAAGAAAAAGGCGGAGCGGGAAAAGUUGCGAAGCAUCAUGGUACAGAAUUAUCAUGAGAAUAAAGUAAAGGAACACGAGAGGAUUUUGGAGCGUCAUAAAAUCAUUGAAGAUAGGAAAGAAUAUAUUGAACGGUUGAAUACUGUUCGCGAGGAGGAAGAGCAAAAACGUUUGGAGGACAUUCAGCGCCAACAGCUUAUGGCUGAGCAGAAGCGUUUGGAAGAAGAAAGACAGGAACGUGAAAGACGGAGGCACCAAAACGAGAUUGAGCAGAUUAAACAUAGACAUCUGCAAGAAAAGCUGCAACAGAUCAGUCAGACUGGUCAUGGACAGAAAAUUCUGAAAAAAAUGGAUGAGGAAGACAUAAAAAAACUGGAUGCCGACCAAAUUGCGGCAAAAGAAGCGGAAGAGCUGCAAAAAGAACGUCGCGAAUUGCAAGCUAAAUUGAAAUCACAUGAAAAGAAGGUGGAUUACUUCGAACGUGCGAAACGUCUGGAAGAGAUUCCCCUGCUUCAAGAAAGUUUAAAGGAAAGGCAAUUACAAGAUCAGACUUUCUGGGAGGAACAGGAGAAAGAACGUAUUGCUGCUGCCAUUGAAGGUCGCAAAUUGGCCGUCGCCACAAGAGAUCGAUUGUGUCGCAUGAAAGCUGACAGGGAUGAAUUCUUAAACAAACUGACAUCAGAACGAAAUGCAUUGUAUUCUGAAAAGUUGGGCGCAUUUGAGAAGAUGCUUGCUGAAGAAAGACGCAAGCGCUUGAACGAACGAAAAGAAAAACGUAAAGAGGCCAGAAGGGUCAAGUGGCUUAAGGAAAAGCAAGAAGCUGAGGAAGAGGAACGAAAACGGCAACAACAACUAUUGGAGGAAAAGGAACGCGAAGCCAAGGAAGAAAAGGAGCGCCAGGAGCGUUUAGAAAAGGAGAGAAUAGAGAAAGAGCAAAAGGAGCGAGAAGCCGCAGAGAAGCUUGAAAAGCUCGAAAUGAAUGAUCGCGUAGCCGCUAAGCAGAAAGCUAGGGAGGAAGAACUAGAACGUAAGUUACGCGAGCAAAACGAGAAAAUGGACAGAGACGCUCCAGCUCCAUGGAGACGUGGAGGAGGCGAUAAAGAAAUUAAGAGGUCUGAACCUCUGCGUCGAGGAGGUGGCGUAGGCGAAAGUAGAGACCGUGACGAGUCCAAGAAAUUCGAGCCCUAUGUUCCAAAAAGUCGUGCUGCCGGAUCCGAUAACUUCUGGCGGCGUUCAGCUGCAGAGAAGGAGCGCGAGCCGUCCCGAGAAAGAGACCGUCCCGACACUCGUGACCGCGCCGACACUCGUGACCGCGCCGGAUACGAUCGUGACCGCAGAGAUACCAGAGAAAUUGGAAGAAGAGAUGAGCGCGACAGUGGACGUUCAUAUGAGCGGGACCGAGGCAGCGAACGACCGCGCUUUUACGACUCUUCUCGAUACGACCGAAAAACUGAUUCCAGAACGGACGAACGAGACCGCAAACCGGAAAAUGGUGGAAGUACAUGGCGUUCAUCUAAAACGAGCGAUGAUACUCUUCGUAGAGGACCCCCACCGUCUUCUAGAAGCGGGCCUUCAAGACGCGAAGAGCCUAUAAGAAGAGGAGGUGAUGAUGGUACUGCGGAUGACGAUAGGCGAGGUGGGGAGGACAGAAAAGUUGUGGAGGAGAAACGUCCCGCACCCAAGGAAAAACCAGCGACAGAUUCUCAACCGCCAGCUGAAGCCGAAGAUGGAUGGACGACAACCAAGGGUCGUCGCCGUUAGUUUCAUCAACAUGUAUAAAUUUUCAUUAAUGCUGUUGCUGCUUAAGUAAAACAAUGUUUGUUUCAUUUAAUCAAAAACAUAUUAGUCGCUUUAUUUUUAUCGUUUUAAGCUUAAGAUUGUUUAAUCAAUUUAUUCAUUAUAGGUCAUACUGUAGUUUCAUCAGGUGUGUGGUUAAAAUUUCAAUGCCUUCAAUCCUUUUUUAGUGUUUUAAUUUAAAUUCAGACCACUGAUUUGGUUGAAAAUUUAAAAACAAAACCUGCGCCCGUGUUAGGGAUGCUUGCUAGUGGCAAGUGGUGGAGCAUUGAGCCAAUCGUUAUAAUUAGUAAUUUUUUAAAUUAUCCGCCCAACAUUCAUUAAAUAAUCUUUUGACAAGUAUUGAGAUUUACUGAUGAGAAUUGCGAGUCUGUUGUGCGAGUGGCAAUAUGUUUAAUGGCUCGCUGCUGUUGAGCCUAAAGUAUAAAUAGGCCAAGAUGUAUAGCAUUUUUGCGUGACAAAAAUACUAGUAGCAAACCAAUUGUGCGAUGAUAUAAUAGAUAAUGAGCAGAUGAAUAGGUAUGUUUUUACGGGUCGCAUUUCCGGUGCAUAUGUUAGUUAUUAACAAUUUAUUGAAAAAAAAAACGCUAUUUUUUCUUUCUGUUUAUAGUUUUCUAACUGUGAAACUAAUGGAACAAUCGAAAUGCCCCAACGAAGUGAUAAGAUCGAUAAGAAGUAUGCUAAAAACCGUUCGUAUAGUUCGCGAAAAUCGUCCGAUCGCCCCCUCGCAGUUGAGUGGACUUUGCAAAAAAAAAUUUGAAUUAUUAUCGGACUUACGGUAACUCAUACAGGCCGGCCGGGAAAAGACGUACUGCAAAUUUCGCUCAAAAUAUUAGCGCUCCAGCUCAAAAAAUGACAGCUAUGAAUUUUCGAAAAAACGCCCAAUUUUCCGGUUUUCCCUAAAUUUCUCAGAAACUAAUUAUCCGAUUGUGGCGUUUGACCUCUCAUUUUGUAGAUAUUUUCUUUCUUUUUUGUCUAUAUUUGGGGAAUUCCGAUUGCUCCAUUAGUUUCAAAGUUAUAAACAGCAAAAAUAGCGUUUUUUGCAAUAAAUUGUUAAUAACUAACACAUGGACCGGAAAUGUGAGUCGGAAACACAUACCCAUUCAUCUGCUCAUUAUCUUUUAUAUAAUCGCACAAUUGGUUUGCUACUAGUAUUUUUGUCACGAUAAAGCAUUUUUAAACACCUAUAGCUUGGCCUAAAACGGCAAGUGUUUAAAUGAUCUUCUAAGCCUAAACAAUACUGCCUCUUUCAAGAUAUUAACUCUACUGCGAUAAAAGGGCGAUUUUAUGAUAAAUUCUAAUUCGUCUGGGCAGCUGGCUCAAUGUGUGAAAUACAACCAGAUGAAAUUGUUGCUGGUUUCACAUUAAGAAUUUCAAGAAUGUCUUGUCUUGGUUUUUUUAGUUGGGGACCCCUAGCAAUGCACUAAGUUUUCUGUUUCAGAACAAAAAGUUUUCAUUUUCUUCUUUUUAUAUGCGAGCUAUUUUCAAACUUUUACAUAUUUGAAUUUGUUUGGAUUUUUCUGAAUAUGUUUAUUAUUUAAAUAUUUUUUUAAUACGAAUGUUUGAUUUUAUCAUAUUAUGAAUAUUUACGUACUUAUAACUCUUCUGGAUA